Penicillium odoratum is the source of this 384-nucleotide messenger RNA. RefSeq names its product VOC family protein. The record is from RefSeq and is a predicted model, not a curated record. The transcript is spliced from 3 exons. Bases 1 to 384 code for a protein of 127 amino acids. NCBI's taxonomy places the organism in Eukaryota, Fungi, Ascomycota, Eurotiomycetes, Eurotiales, Aspergillaceae.
AUGACAAUCAAUCAUGUCUUUCUUUGGGGCUCUCCUGCCAAGUUUCAGUCUCUUCGGGCGUUCUAUCGUGCCGUCCUACAGCCAGUUGGCUAUAAUGAGAUGAUCAGAGUAAACGACGAAUGUCUUAUCGGAUAUGGUAGUGACUAUCCCUACUUUUGGCUUAAGCAAUUGCCUGCGGAUAAGACCACGAUGCCAACACACAUUGCCUUUGAUGCGCCAAGCCGCGAUGCUGUGGACCGUUUCUAUGAACUUGCGUUACAACAUGGAGGUCGUGAUAAUGGAGCACCGGGGAUUCGGGAGGAAAUGAGUCGACAGCCUUAUUAUGCAGCUUUUAUCCUGGACUUGCAUGGGAAUAAUGUCGAAGCUGUGUAUGUCCCAAAGUGA